GGCGCCAUGAACACCAUCAAGAACGUGCCCUCCCGGGUGCUCAGCCGCAGGAGCGGACACAGCCUGGAGGCGGAGCGGGAGCAGUUUGACAAGACCCAGGCAAUGAGCAUCAGCAAAGCCAUCAACACACAAGAAGCACCAGUGAAAGAGAAACACGCCCGCAGAAUUAUCCUGGGCACCCACCAUGAGAAAGGAGCGUUCACUUUUUGGUCCUACGCAAUUGGUCUCCCCUUGCCCAGUAGUGCCAUUCUCAGCUGGAAGUUCUGCCACGUUCUCCACAAAGUCCUCCGGGAUGGGCACCCAAACGUUCUUCAAGAUUGCCAGAGGUAUCGAAGUAACAUUCGAGAAACCGGAGACCUUUGGGGCCACCUGCAUGACCGUUACGGCCAGCUCGUGAACAUUUAUACCAAACUUUUGCUCACGAAAAUCUCCUUCCACGUCAAGCAUCAUGAAUUUCCCCCAGGCCUUGAAGUGACAGAUGAGGUGCUAGAAAAAGCCGCUGGGACAGAUGUGAAUAACAUUUUUCAGCUGACGGUGGAGAUGUUUGAUUACAUGGAUUGUGAGCUCAAACUGGCAGAGUCGGUUUUCAGGCAGCUGAACACCUCCAUGGCCGUGUCCCAGAUGUCCGCAGUUCAGUGCCGUCUGGCUCCCCUCAUCCAGGUGAUUCAAGAUUGCAGCCACCUCUACCAUUACACCGUCAAGCUGAUGUUCAAGCUUCACUCGUGCCUGCCAGCAGAUACGCUACAAGGACAUCGAGACCGGUUCCAUGAGCAGUUCCGCAGCCUCAAAAACUUUUUCAACAGAGCUUCAGAUAUGCUGUAUUUCAAGCGUCUCAUCCAGAUCCCACGGCUGCCCGAGAACCCCCCCAACUUCCUGCGGGCCUCGGCCCUGGCAGAACACGUGAAGCCCGUGGUGGUUAUUCCUGAGGAAGCCCCCGAGGAUGAAGAACCAGAGAACUUGAUUGAGAUCAGCACAGCCCCAAUUGUGGAGCAACCGGUCGUUUGUGACAUAUUUGAGCAAACCUUCGGACCUCCAAAUGGCAUCAGAGACGACAGGGAUCUCCAAAUAGAGAACUUAAAGAAAGAAAUUGAUCUGCUUCGAGGAGAGCUGGAGAAGAUAAAACUUGAGGCUCAAAGGUACAUCACUCAGCUGAAGGCCCAGAUCAAUGGCCUGGAGGCGGAGGUGGAGGAGCAGCGGAAGCAGAAGCAGAAGGCCCUGGUGGACAACGAGCAGCUCCGGGAUGAGCUGGAGAGGUUGCAGAAGGCCAAGCUGGAGAGUGACAAGAGCAGGGGCCUCUGCCUGGAGGCCGAAAAAAAGGCCAGCGCCACAGAACUCCGCUACACCAAGCUGAAAGAGAAGCACAGCGAACUGAUCAACACUCAUGCAGAGCUCUUGAGGAAGAACGCAGACACGGCCAAGCAGCUGACUGUCACCCAGCAAAGCCAAGGGGAAGUGGCUCGGGUGAAGGAACAGAUGACCUUCCAGAUGGAGCAGGUGAAACGGGAGUCGGAAAUGAAGUUAGAAGACCAGGUGUUGCAGAUGGAGCAGGUGAAGCGAGAUCUGGAAGCUAAGAAAGAGGAGCUGGCUCAGCUCCAGCAGUCUCUCAGCCAGUCCAAGCAGGUUGGUUCAGACCUCAGCUCCCAGAUGGAAGCCCUCCAGGCUGAGAAGGAUGCGCUGAGGAAAUCGGUUAGCGAAAAGGAAUGCGAGCUCAUCUCAGCCAAGGGCCUGAUCCAAGAAAAGGAGCUGCUGUUGACUCAGGAAGUGGAGAGGCGGGCCAAGGAAGUCCAGGAGCUGCAGGGGAAGCUCACGGGCAAGAAAAGUCAGGAACAUGCCCUGCAGCAGAAGCUCCUGGACGACCAGUUCAGCAUCUUGCAAGCGACGGUGAAGGAGGCGGAAAGCAUCAUCCAGGACGCUGUCGCCAAGGUGGACGAUCCCCUCCACAUCCGCUGCACCAGUUCGCCAGAUUACCUCAUCAGCCGCGCCCAGGCAGCUCUGCAGUCGGUGAAUGCCGUGGAGGGCGGGCACAGCCGUUACCUGGCCAACAUGGCAGAUGCCACUGGAUUGGUGGGCGCUCUGGCCCAGUUUGCCCAUCUGACUGCUGACACCAUCGUCAAUGGCAGCGCCACGUCCCACCUGGCACCCACGGACCACGCAGACAAAUUGACCGAAACUUGCCGGGAUUGUGGACGGCAGGGCCUGAGCUAUCUGAACAAGCUGAAAGACAAACAGUCUCUCCGGCAGGCAGAUCCAGCUGAUGUGAGGAGGACCCUGCAGGAGCUUCUACACCUGGGACAGGAACUGAGGCCCAAAAGCUUAGACAUCCGUCAAGAAGAGCUGGGCGACAUGGUCGACAAAGAGAUGGCUUCCACCUCAGCAGCGAUUGAGGACGCGGUCAGAAGGAUAGAGGAAAUGAUGAACCAGGCCAGGAUAGAGAGUUCCGGUGUUAAACUGGAAGUGAAUGAAAGAAUUUUGAAGUCGUGCACAGACUUGAUGAAGGCCAUCAGGCUUCUUGUCCGGACAUCUACACACUUGCAGAAGGAGAUUGUAGAAAGUGGAAGGGGGGCAGCAACCACCCAGGAAUUUUAUGCGAAGAACUCCCGCUGGACGGAGGGUCUGAUCUCCGCUUCUAAGGCCGUGGGAUGGGGAGCGACCCAACUUGUAGAAUCCGCAGACCGAGUCGUCCUGCACACGGGGAAGUACGAGGAGCUGAUUGUCUGUUCGCAUGAGAUCGCGGCCAGCACGGCUCAGCUGGUAGCUGCUUCCAAGGUGAAAGCGGAUAAGAACAGCAGAAACCUGAGCAAGCUGCAGGAGUGUUCGCGCAGCGUCAACGAGAAGGCUGCCAACGUUGUGGCUUCCACCAAGUCAGGCCAAGAUCAGGUUGAAGAACGAGACACCAUGGAUUUCUCUGGGAUGUCCUUGAUAAAACUCAAGAAGGAGGAGAUGGAGUCACAGGUGAAGGUGCUGGAGCUGGAGAAGACACUGGAGAAUGAGCGGCUUCGCCUUGGGGAGCUCAGGCGGCAGCAUUACGCCCUGGCUGGCAUCUGCACUGAGAACACCGACGUGGCAAAACCCGCUGUGGCCCAGAAGCCGGGCAUCUUGAAAAAGCCACCUGUGGCCCAGAAGCCUGCCCACCCCAGGCAAGACCAUGAGCUAGAAGAGGAAGAUGGUGUAUACCAGGCCCAGCUAGUCAAUUUCUAA
Messenger RNA from Euleptes europaea (tarantolino), 3198 nucleotides. It is a transcript of the gene HIP1R, whose product is annotated as huntingtin interacting protein 1 related. Gene Ontology annotation, biological process: actin filament organization; endocytosis; clathrin coat assembly. Gene Ontology annotation, molecular function: clathrin-cargo adaptor activity; clathrin light chain binding; actin filament binding. The transcript is spliced from 32 exons. Lineage: Eukaryota; Metazoa; Chordata; Lepidosauria; Squamata; Sphaerodactylidae. Gene Ontology annotation, cellular component: actin cortical patch; clathrin-coated vesicle. The record is from RefSeq and is a predicted model, not a curated record. The coding region runs from base 7 to 3198 and encodes 1063 amino acids.